AAAAAACAGAGGCAAAGGUUACGAACAACAGGGUAAUUGGCAAUACACAUCCUUACAUACGUUGAGUAAUCAAAAUCAAGAGUCAUAAAAUUUGCAAGACUAAAGCUGUUUACUUCUUUACAAGAAAUAGUUGUUUGCUAUAUUUUGAACUUUUCAACCGAAAUUUAUUAUUGAAAGGGUUAUUAGAGAGUGUAUAUAUAUAUGAAAAAGUUCAAACACUGACGACGCAUCUAAAAGCAGUCAUGGCUUCGAAUGCAAGAGCGGUCUUCUCACAGCAAAUUGAUGAUGAUGGUGAAACACCUAUGUUUGUCAUAGAGAAAAAUGAUUCUCUAAGAAUUAGAAAAGGACAGUACUCUAUCAAGAUGAGCUAUUAUAACCGGAAAGUUUACUUCCACAUUCAAAACAAUGCAAAAGGAACAUCGACUUCCAUCCCCGAGGAGGUCAUGCUAGCAAUGGCAGGUUUGGGGGAAGAGAUUACAGCAGUGCGAGACUUUGUAAAAAGUCUACAACCCCCGAGUCCACCAAUGCUCAGAAUCACCCUUCCCAAAAAAAGGAAGGUAACAAUUGUUGAAUCAGACGAUAACGAAGAUGGGGGAGCUUUUUAA
This is a messenger RNA of Magallana angulata, 605 nucleotides long. RefSeq lists its product as uncharacterized. NCBI's taxonomy places the organism in Eukaryota, Metazoa, Mollusca, Bivalvia, Ostreida, Ostreidae. Bases 243 to 605 code for a protein of 120 amino acids. The transcript has 3 exons. The record is from RefSeq and is a predicted model, not a curated record.